This is a messenger RNA of Paramacrobiotus metropolitanus, 1535 nucleotides long. RefSeq names its product motile sperm domain-containing protein 2-like. Lineage: Eukaryota; Metazoa; Tardigrada; Eutardigrada; Parachela; Macrobiotidae. The record is from RefSeq and is a predicted model, not a curated record. Gene Ontology annotation, biological process: endoplasmic reticulum membrane organization. The coding region runs from base 506 to 1402 and encodes 298 amino acids. Gene Ontology annotation, cellular component: plasma membrane; endoplasmic reticulum membrane. The transcript has a single exon.
UCUGGAAAACUCACCGCUUUCCUCAAGGAUAUGACGUCUUCGGAAAUAAAUUUUCCGUAAUAUUUAUAAAUUUUCUGAAGGGAUGUCUUGUUGUCUGAAAUGUAAACAAACACACUCUUUAAUGCGACGCGAAAUCUGUAUUACUUGUCGUCGAGAUGCUUAGUAUUAAUUUCGCGGUGAGCCGAUUAUUUUACAUCCGUUGGUCCGGUGGAGUUUUAGAGUGAUCAGAAUCACUAACGGACAACGGCUACAAGAGAGCAGUAAAGAGGUGGAAUCUUGCGUUCGUUAAUCUGUUGGAAUAUCGCACCAUUUUGUGGUUUACACUCCAGAAUUGUUCUUUUGCAUCCAGUGUCGCAUCGUACGAGAAAAUGUGCACUUGUAUUGACUAUUGCAAUAUUUGAUUGCAACUUGCAAGCUGUGGCAUGCGCUGACGACAGUACUGGCAAUAUUGUGAGACACCCAGUUGACAUUCUUCCACAAUGUUUUCUUAUGACUUUCCACCUGUAUGAUUAAUAUGAUGCCUGGGAUGUCCGUAGCGGAAAUGAACGUUGACAUUCCAUAUACGGCGCCUGUUGUACCCCUGGACGUCCGAAAACGAGUCCGUUUCUCAGAGGUUGAUGUGUUGGCGACAUACUACGACGAGUAUAGCAACAGUGUUAAUCACGAUGAGCCUCCCCAUCCUUCCGUGGUGCUGCCCCCCAAAAAGUGGAAAGUGAGGGAGCGACGGAGUCAGGCAUCUUUGGGCACUAACCACACAGGGCGCUAUCUCAGCAUUCAACCGGGUGAUGAGUUGGUAUUUGAGAGUCGCGCAAGCGAUGCACGAGAGAAAGAGCCAGCACAGUUCGACGUAAUACGUCUCGCCAAUAUUUCUGCCAGUCAUGUGGCUUUCAAGGUGAAGACCACCGCUCCGGAGAAGUUCCGCGUGAAGCCCAGCUAUGGCUUCAUUGAAUGCGGAGGCACGAAGAUGGUGGAGGUGACCGUUCUGCCUGGUUUUGUGAUGUCAACACAGAAGGACCGCUUUCUUGUCAUGAGUGUCCCGUUGGACGGUGAGUUGGAUAGUCAUGACGAUCUCGUUGAAUACUGGCAUGAUUUGUUGAAUGAUCCGAAAUCAACUGCGGUUGUGGAUGAACAUAAGCUGCGCUGCACAGUUGUUAUGCCGAUUAAUGGCGAUGCAUCGCCGUCCACGAGUAGCGCUGAGGAGAGCAGGACGUUUGUUAUGGAGCAGUUGACCGCUCUGGAAGGAAAACUGGAUUUGCUUCUGGCAAUACGCACUGAAAAUCAUAAACGGUCAGCGAAAGCUCGGGAGAAUUUGCUGACGACCGCCAUGCUUCUUGUUUUAUUGUUUUUAUGUACAAGAGUGAUUGUUCUUCUAUUUGCCAGUGAUUCAAAUUACGAAAACUGAUGUAAAUUUGGGAGUUUUGCUCAGUUUAAUAACCGCUUAUGACAGUAACGUUUGUUUUGUCGUUUUUAACGUGUACAGUGAUUUUAUGGGGUUUGUUGUAACAAUAGUUCGACAGGUAAAUUUACCUCUUUCA